This is a messenger RNA of Diaporthe batatas, 584 nucleotides long. RefSeq lists its product as uncharacterized. The transcript is spliced from 2 exons. The coding region runs from base 51 to 584 and encodes 177 amino acids. NCBI's taxonomy places the organism in Eukaryota, Fungi, Ascomycota, Sordariomycetes, Diaporthales, Diaporthaceae. The record is from RefSeq and is a predicted model, not a curated record.
GCAAUCACAAGAUUAUACAAGCUCCCAAAGAAGACCUUACUACGAUCAAAAUGGACAAAGCACCCAGCACACAAGACUAUCUGCUCCGAGCACUGUCAAGAGUUGGCGGCAAUCUUUCUGGCGCAGAAGCCGUGGUCGAAGGUCCCAGCUACCAACCGCAGACCCAGGCAACGCGAGAAACUUUCGACUUAAUAAAAACCAUCGUGGCCAAGAAAUCGGACGUUGUGCGCAUUGUUGCCAACGCCAUACUGGAGUGUCUGAAGGACAAGUUUCUCAAGGACUUUGACAAGAAGAAGGAAAUCGAGGAUCUUCUCGAUAGCUCUUUGAGUCCGGAGGAAUUUGAUGAGCUGGUCAAUCUCGGCAAGAACAUCACGGAUUAUGUAGAUCUUGUAGGAGACUCUUUGAGCCCUUUGAGUGUGGAGGAAAUCAAUGAGCUGGUCAAUAUCGGCAAGAAAAUCAUGCAAUCUGACGAUCUUCCAGAAGACUCUUUGAGUCUGGAGGACAUCAACAAGCUGGACAAUCUCGCCAAGAAAUUUACGGAUUGUAAUGCAGAGGAUGAGGAGGAUAAGGCCACCAUGCCCUAG